AUGUCCACAAUCCACUUCCCCCACCGCUUCCUUCCCGGCACGACCGAAAACUUCGUAUCCAACGAGAUCUACGUCCCCAAGUUAACCGCCUCCCGGGUAUGGCCGAACCUGAUUACUCCCUCUCGUUGGACAUCCUACUACAGCAACGUGGACCAAGUAACACCGCCCCCGACCAGCGACGGAACGUUCCAAAACCCCGGCGACAAGUUCAGUUUCGCGACGUUCGGAUUCCCGCCGCUCCAAGCAGAGAUCUGCGAAUGCGUGGCGCCCACGGCAACCUCGCCGGGUCGGUUAGCCUGGCGGGCAUGGCAGGAAGGAGACGAGGAGACGGCGCUGGAGGUGUAUCAUGCGUGGAUUGUGGAGGAUAUGGAGUGGGGAGUGGUGAGGAUCCUAACGCAGGAGGUGCAGGCGGGAAAGCCGGCUGCUGGGUUGGCGGAGAAGAAGCCGAAUCCGAUGCUUUUGGGACAUCAGGAGUGGGUGGAUGGGCUGGGGAGGUUUAGUUUGGAGAAUUAA
Aspergillus tubingensis is the source of this 513-nucleotide messenger RNA. RefSeq names its product amidase family protein. The record is from RefSeq and is a predicted model, not a curated record. The coding region runs from base 1 to 513 and encodes 170 amino acids. NCBI's taxonomy places the organism in Eukaryota, Fungi, Ascomycota, Eurotiomycetes, Eurotiales, Aspergillaceae. The transcript has a single exon.